ACAUCAGCAGGUUCUGUGACCGUUGUGCUGGCCAUGACCGGUGUUGCCACUAUCACAGCCUCCGACUCCUUUACGUACGACUCCGCCAUCACAGGACAGAUAUCUUCCAUCAGUCAUGCCACUUCAAGUGUCAAAGGUGGAGAAGUGAUAACAAUUACCGGCUCCGGAUUUGGUAGCUCUGGGUCGCUGAUCAUCGGAAGCACAGUUGUCUCCCCUGUGACAUACACGGACACCAUGGUGUCGGGCCCCCUGCCCUCACUCAGUACUGGAGGACACGCUGUCAAGGUGUUGAAAGUGACCGGUGCUGCUGUUUUCAGCAG
Molecule: messenger RNA, 320 nt
Organism: Mizuhopecten yessoensis (Yesso scallop)
Lineage: Eukaryota; Metazoa; Mollusca; Bivalvia; Pectinida; Pectinidae
Exons: 2
Source: RefSeq, a predicted model, not a curated record